UCCUCUUCACUUUACGCUGCUUUUACAGGGGGGUUAGUUAGCUUAGCUUAUCAGCAAGCUUGGCGCCUCAGCUAAUAACUUCUCCCAAAAGGCGCAGCGCAUAUUAACGACUCAGAAUUAAAAACCAUCACAUAAAACCACUUUCUGUGAGGCGGGACUGUCGAGGCAGGAGCAGCAGUGGAGAUGUGGACAGAGAGCACAGUUACAGAGCCAAAGUUGGGACCGCAAUGAAAGGACAGGAGAGGUUCACAGUGCUGUGGGCUCUGCUAAAUGUUGCUGACUUUGGAGAACUGUCCAAGCCUAAGUGUAAUCAUCUCACCACCCCUCAGUAAUAAAAACUGUUAAAGCUCUUCUCUUUCAAAGAGGAGAGCGAAGAAUUAGCCGCAUUUCUGCUACCACCAAAACAAAUUCAUCACCAUGACGACUUCAUCCCUACGCCGCUCCAUGAAGAACAUUGUGAACAACUACACGGAGGCGGAGAUCAAAGUGCGGGAGGCGACCUCCAAUGACCCCUGGGGUCCUCCAAGCUCACUCAUGAUGGAGAUCGCGGACUUGACCUUCAACGUGGUAGCCUUCACUGAGGUCAUGGGCAUGGUGUGGAAGCGCCUAAAUGACCAUGGCAAAAACUGGCGCCACGUCUACAAAGCGCUGACCCUACUGGACUAUCUGAUCAAGACGGGGUCAGAGCGCGUGGCCCAGCAGUGUCGGGAGAAUGUCUAUGCUAUCCAGACCCUCCGCGAUUUCCAAUACAUCGACCGUGAUGGGCAGGACCAGGGUGCGAAUGUGCGGGAGAAGGCCAAGCAGCUGGUGUCUCUGCUGAGAGACGAGGAGAAGCUCAGGCAAGAAAGGAGCCAGGCUCAAAAAACCCGUGAGCGCAUGGCCGGGGCCAGCAGUGUCAUGGCCUAUGGCUCAUUACCACCACCCUACCCAGGACAUCGUACCAGUCAGUCGCCAAUGACCUCCCUGCAAAGAGAGGAGUACGUCCGCUCUCGAGGCUCACCAUCAUCCUAUAACUCCUCCUCUUCCUCCCCUCAUCUGGCCCCUGAACUGGAGCAGGCUCGUCCUCAUACCAGCGGGGAAGAGGAGCUGCAGCUGCAGCUGGCGCUGGCCAUGAGCCGAGAAGAGAGCGAGAAGCAACCUCCUCCUGUGGAUAUUGAUGAACAGACCCAGCUGCAGAUUGCAAUGAGCCUCAGCAAGGAGGAGGCUCAAAAGAAAGUGGUUCCUCCUCCUGCUGUUGCCUUGGACAUGGACGAGGAGACGCAGCUGCAAAUUGCUCUGAGCCUCAGCAAGGAGGAACAUCAGCAGGAGCAGCGAAGUCGCCAGGGAGAUGAGUCGCUGCUCCAGAAGGCUCUCGAGGAGAGUAAACGAGAAAUGGAAGCCAAAGGAGGAGGGUCUGCCAUGUUGGAUCUGGUGGAUAUUUUUGCUCCAGCCUCUGAGGUGCCCCCUGGUGCCAACCCAUGGGAUAUGUCUGGAGCUGGUGCCCAGGUCCAGGCUGCAGGCCCACUGAGGUCUGACCUGUGGGAUUCUAUGGAACCUAGCUCCUCGAGUCGCAGUAUUGGUAGCCCUUGGAUGGCCCCUAUGGGAUCCAGUGCUCACCAUCAGCCAUGGGACCAUCAGCAGCGCCCUCCUGACCCAUGGGAAACUCCACAGAAUGUCACCAGUCCUGUUCCCCAAAAUCAAUCAUGGCUUUCACCUGCUCCAGCUGCCGCCACAGGAGUGGAUCCCUUCUCUCCCCCUACAGCAGACAAUAAAUGUGCUGCUACCACUGUUAAAAGCUCGUCUCCGCGCCCUGGCAGUCCUUCGGAUGGAGAUCUUUUUGAUGAGGCCAUGGAUGGAGGUCAAUUGGACGUUAAUGGCCGUAGUGAGGAGAGUCCAGAGUUGUUUGAUAUGUCGCGCUUGGGAGAAAGUCUAGCAGAACCAGCACCUCGAACCUGUCGUACUCCACAAGCCUUCCUGGGCCCUGCUGCUGCCUCACUUGUCAACUUCGACUCUUUGAUCCCCUCGAAUCCUGCUCCUAAGAACUUAAACCCAUUUUUAGCAGGUAUGAGUGCUCCCUCAACCACCAAUCCAUUCCAAAGCGAACCACCCCGGCUCACACUUAAUCAGAUGCGUCCCAGCUCCACAUCCCCUGCUCCCACCUCCCUGCCAUACAGUGCCUCUCUGCCCUUGCCUGCCAGCAACCAGCCUUCCUCUUUACCCAGCUCCCUCACCCAGCCUGCCCAGAGACCCAUGGACAUGCCUGGAAACCUGCCGCAACCACUGCUACCCUUGGCGUCGGCAUCCACACUCGGACAGCAAGACAACAGUCAGAACCCAUUCCUUUGAGGGCCAUUGUGAGCAGCGCUGAAACUUAGCCCAAAUGUAAGCUUGCUGGCCUGAGUAAUAAUGCCUGCAAUUAAGUGACAAACCACAGCCUUGGUUGAAAACUGGAAUUCCCCAUUUAAAGACACUACUGUUUUAUAUUGGCUUAACUCUUUUGAUAGCCUUCUGGUUUUGCAUUUUGCUACUGCUGCUUAUCUUCCUUGACAUAAGAUUCAGCAAUACAGGAGCAUCCAGCUUUUGUAAUAAUUCACAAGCUAAUGACACAAGUUAUGAAUUCAUGAUCUAAUCCUACGUUCAUUCCGAUCCUCACAGUUUGCUUUUUAGGAAGAGCUGUAAUGACCAUUAACAUACUAAUUUACAGUACACUAAGUACAUUAUUAAGCCUAGGUCAAAAACCUGCUGUUUGCUUUCUAGAGCUGCUUUAGUGUUGCUCCAUUAGCCUAAAAUGCCUGAGGACUUCCUGCCCCACACUCCUGUUACACACUUAUGCCCGAUGUCUAGUUGAAUAGCAUGGAAGCUAGCCAACAAACUCAUCCAGUUAAUGAAACAGUCCGUCAUUCAGUCUCUGACCGGUGGUUCAGAUGCAAAAGCACCACUUACUUGGCCAAUUACUUGGGAACAGCAUCUCUGUUUAUUUUUUUUAUAUAUAUUUAAAUGAGCACUGAAAUUGGCUGCUAAAUUAACAUACUUCAAUAAGGGAAUGGAUUUACUGUGGAAUUUGGACUGAAUAAUAGCAACAUGCUAGCCAUGUACAAAUGGGAGAUUGUGUUACAUAUGAAACAUUUCUCAUCAAAUAUAGGGAUGGAAAAUGCA
Messenger RNA from Pygocentrus nattereri (red-bellied piranha), 3135 nucleotides. RefSeq names its product epsin 3a (gene epn3a). The transcript has 11 exons. Gene Ontology annotation, biological process: endocytosis. Gene Ontology annotation, molecular function: phospholipid binding; clathrin binding. Gene Ontology annotation, cellular component: clathrin vesicle coat; endosome; plasma membrane. Bases 418 to 2325 code for a protein of 635 amino acids. NCBI's taxonomy places the organism in Eukaryota, Metazoa, Chordata, Actinopteri, Characiformes, Serrasalmidae. The record is from RefSeq and is a predicted model, not a curated record.